AUGUUGACCCUCCGAGCAAUUUCGGCCCCUGCGCGCCGCCAAUGCUUCCGCGCAGCUCCCCGUAGGUUCUACUCCGAGAGGGUCGCCAAGUUCACAGGCCAAAAGGAUGCCAGUGGAAACUACCCCGUCUCCCUCAUUGAGGGUGAUGGUAUUGGACCGGAGAUUUCGCAAGCCGUGAAGGACAUUUUCGCUGCCGCCAAGGCUCCCGUUUCUUGGGAACCCGUCGAUGUUACCCCCGUCCUUGUCGAUGGCAAGCAGACCAUUCCUUCAGAGACCAUUGAAAGCAUCCAAAGAAACAAGGUUGCCCUGAAGGGUCCUCUUGCUACUCCUGUUGGCAAGGGUCACGUCUCUCUCAACCUCACCCUGCGACGAACCUUUAACCUCUUUGCCAACCUGCGUCCCUGCCGAUCCGUUGCAGGCUACAAGACCCCCUACGACAACGUCGACACCGUCCUGAUCCGAGAGAACACCGAGGGUGAAUACUCGGGCAUUGAGCACGUCGUUGUCGAUGGUGUCGUUCAGAGCAUCAAGCUCAUCACCCGCGAGGCCAGUGAGCGCGUCCUGCGAUUCGCCUUCCAGCACGCCCAAGAGAUUGGCCGCAACAAGGUCCGCGUUGUCCACAAGGCUACCAUUAUGAAGAUGUCCGAUGGUCUGUUCCUCAAGAUUGGCCAGGAGAUUGCCAAGGAGUUCCCUGGCAUCGAGUUCGAGUCCGAGCUGCUCGACAACACCUGCUUGAAGAUGGUUACCGACCCCCUUCCCUACAACGACAAGGUUCUCGUCAUGCCUAACCUGUACGGUGACAUUCUCUCCGACAUGUGCGCCGGUCUCAUCGGUGGUCUGGGUCUUACCCCCUCGGGUAACAUUGGUGACGAGUGCUCCAUCUUCGAGGCUGUCCACGGUUCCGCUCCCGACAUUGCUGGCCAGGGCAAGGCCAACCCCACUGCCCUGCUGCUCAGCUCCAUGAUGAUGUUGAGACACAUGGGUCUUAGCGAGUACGCCGACAGAAUCGAGAAGGCCACCUUCUCUACCCUGGCCGAAGGAAAGGCCUUGACUGGUGAUCUGGGCGGCAAGGCCAGCACAUCCGAUUACGCAGGCGCUAUCAUUUCCAAGUUGUAG
This is a messenger RNA of Pestalotiopsis fici W106-1, 1116 nucleotides long. Its product is annotated as Isocitrate dehydrogenase. Gene Ontology annotation, cellular component: mitochondrion. Bases 1 to 1116 code for a protein of 371 amino acids. Gene Ontology annotation, biological process: tricarboxylic acid cycle; isocitrate metabolic process. The record is from RefSeq and is a predicted model, not a curated record. Gene Ontology annotation, molecular function: magnesium ion binding; NAD binding; isocitrate dehydrogenase (NAD+) activity. NCBI's taxonomy places the organism in Eukaryota, Fungi, Ascomycota, Sordariomycetes, Amphisphaeriales, Sporocadaceae. The transcript has 5 exons.